GCACUGUUUGCCUCGUCAGCCGACGACUUCACAGCGUCUCGAAUAAAAUUUUGGUGGAUAAAAAGGAGCGUCUUUCCGCUUUGCUUCCGCAUUUCUUUGCAUCUCCUCGUAAUUCCGAUUAAGCUAGGUUUUUCUCUUGCUCAACUCUCUACCAUCUCCUUUAAGGCCAUGGUUCCUACAGCCCGGUGAAGGAAACGUACGAUCACCUUUAGCCGUCGGAUCUAGUUGCCCAAUUUAUCCUCCACAUCGACCACUGCUCCUAGGUUUAGAAUCGUUUUAAAAAUGGGGGCACUGGUAUCGAGAUUCUGGUUCAUGCUGUUUCCGGCUAAGGAGUACAAAAUCGUCGUUGUAGGGUUGGAUAAUGCUGGAAAGACAACGACGCUCUACAAAUUGCAUUUGGGGGAGGUCGUCACCACGAACCCUACGGUUGGUAGUAAUGUGGAAGAGGUUGUUUACAAGAACAUACGGUUUGAGGUGUGGGAUCUCGGUGGGCAAGACAGGCUAAGAACUUCAUGGGCGACAUACUUCAGAGGCACUCAUGCCGUGAUCGUGGUGAUCGACAGCACGGACCGGGCACGAAUCUCCAUAAUGAAGGAUGAGCUCUUUCGACUGCUACGGCAUGAUGACCUCGAGCAUUCCGUCGUGCUCGUCUUCGCAAACAAACAGGAUCUCAAGGAAGCAAUGUCUCCAGCUGAGAUCACUGAUGCCCUUUCGCUCCAUAGCAUAAAGAAACAUGACUGGCACAUACAGGCCUGCUGCGCCCUCACCGGCGAGGGGCUAUACGACGGCCUUGGCUGGAUUGCUCAGCGAGUCACCACCGCUGCCCCUGCCCAGCCAACCACUUCUUGAUCUGUAAGUCUGUUAGUGGCUCAGUGUAUGCGUGCAUAGAAAUCAACUAUUAACUCUAUGGAGAUUCCCAAAUAUAACUUGAAUCCCUUCAAUGUGUUUUUUUACUUGUUGAGAUAAUUUGAAUAUUUCACAUGACCAUUAUUUUGGGAGGAAAGGGAAAGAAAUUGUAUGCAGUUCAUAAGCUAACGCUCACUUAAACGUUUGUUUCAGCUUCAAGUUUCAUCUACUGAAUAAUAUAGUUGUUGAAGGAAAAGUGAUCAUCUGUUUCCUUA
Dendrobium catenatum is the source of this 1121-nucleotide messenger RNA. Its product is annotated as ADP-ribosylation factor-like protein 5. Bases 283 to 849 code for a protein of 188 amino acids. Gene Ontology annotation, cellular component: cytoplasm; trans-Golgi network. The record is from RefSeq and is a predicted model, not a curated record. NCBI's taxonomy places the organism in Eukaryota, Viridiplantae, Streptophyta, Magnoliopsida, Asparagales, Orchidaceae. Gene Ontology annotation, molecular function: GTPase activity; GTP binding. The transcript is spliced from 3 exons. Gene Ontology annotation, biological process: intracellular protein transport; protein localization to Golgi membrane; vesicle-mediated transport.